Eimeria tenella is the source of this 1134-nucleotide messenger RNA. RefSeq lists its product as uncharacterized. Bases 1 to 1134 code for a protein of 377 amino acids. Lineage: Eukaryota; Apicomplexa; Conoidasida; Eucoccidiorida; Eimeriidae. The record is from RefSeq and is a predicted model, not a curated record. The transcript has 2 exons.
AUGACUCAACACGGUCGGCCGCCGAAGCGCAGCGGCGCUCCUUCUUCGGAUCAGCCUUCGUUGCUGCAGACGAAGAAGCAGCAGCAGCAAGCAGCAGCAGCAGCAACAGCAGCAGCAGCAGCUGCUAGUGAGCAAGCCGAGACGGCGACUCACAGCUCGUGCCCCUCGCUUCCGUCUUCCGCCACAGCGGGCGACGACGCAGCAGCAGCAGCAGCAGUAGCAGCAACCCCGUUCCUUCCGGCGUGGGGCCCCAGCCAGCUGCUGCUGCUGCGCAAAGCAGCAGCAGCACUUUUUGCUGCUCAGCGGCUGACGCUGAAGGUGAUUCCCGUGGCAGCUGCCUAUACACCUGAGCUUUCCCCCAAGAGCAGGGGCAGCAGCAAGGCCCCCCAGCAGCAGCAGCAGCAGCAGCAGCAGCAGCAGGACCCCGCGCUUGCUGCGCUGCAGCAGCAGCAGCUGCGCAACCUGCGGGAACACCUGCCCCGCCGCAUUGCUGAGAACUUGUCUUUUUGUUUAUCUGAUGUCAAUACACCUCAGAGCAGCAGAAACAGCAGCUUGCCGCUGCAGCUGCUGCCGUCUGUACACCCCACGCGGCGGAUUCCUGCUGCAGUGCUCGAGGCAGCAGCAGCAGCAGCAGCAGCAGCCGCGGAGAAGGUGCAGCAAGAGGCGGCAGAGCAGCAGCAGCAGCAGGACGGCUGCGAGUCCGACGGCAGCAGCGAAGCUGCCUCCGCUGCAGCGCCCUCCCCUGCUGCUACUGCUGCUGCCUCCGCAGCAGCUGCUGCUGCUGCUGCAGUCAUUGCGGGACGCAGCAGCAGCAAAAAGGCCUGCAGCAGCUUGCAGCGCAGGAAGCUGCGCUCGCUCCAGGACGCCUUAAGAGAAGAGACCUUCUCAGGCUUCUGGCUACUGCUGCUGACGGACAAGUAUCGCCUGCAGCAGCAGCAGCAGCAGCAGGCAGCAGGAGACAGCGGCUGCGGCCGCCUCUUCAGAGUCGUGUGCGGCGUCGUCCGGCGCCGGCUCCGCAGCAGCCGGAGCAGCAGCAGCAGCCCCAGCAGCAGCAGCAGCAGCAGCAGCACCAGCAGCAGCAGGAGGGCAGCUAAAAAGACUUGUGGUUUGUGGGGCUUUGGUAGAAAUCCUUGA